Molecule: messenger RNA, 669 nt
Organism: Phytomonas sp. EM1
Lineage: Eukaryota; Euglenozoa; Kinetoplastea; Trypanosomatida; Trypanosomatidae
Source: the annotation of a GenBank genome assembly
GAAACUCAACAUAACCAAUCAAGCUAGUAGGUAGGUUAUAGCAUAAUAGGUAAGUCUGCAGUUUCUUGGAAGUGCUUAAUAUCGCUUCUUUCAUUUUCAGGAUCUAUAUUUUAGUGUUAGUAUCAAUAAUUCCUUCGACAACUCUUGAGGAAGAAAGGAAGAAAAAAAAUCGACAUAGAAGAAUUCACAGCGAUGCAGGCCCGCAGGAAUAGUAUGAUUAACCGCGUCGCUCGCCGCUAUGCGCGAGUUCCCGGAGAGCAUGGUGAUGGCAACGCUCCUGCGUUUUAUCCCAUAUCCAUCAAUCCAGGGUGGUGGGGGCAACCCUUUGCGAAAGUUAAAAAUGGCAAAUACCAAGUCAUUUUUUUUCACCUGAUAAUCUUCCCAGUAGUGUUCUACUGGACCUUCGACGUCACCUUUGGGCAGCGCGCGCGCAUUGGAACUCUCGGCAAGCGUGCGCUUCCCUCAAACUUCGCCUUCAGACAACUCGAUUUAGAUGAUCCCGAUCAUGCCAUUAAGUACGAGAGGCUCCAGGAGGAGAUGGCUGAGAAUAAACUAGAGGUUCGCUGGGGUGGCACAAACUUUUUGGCAAGUUACUUGUGGGAGCCCGGCGAUCCAGAGCCCGAUAUUCGUCGAAAAGAACCCCCGAAACAUGCCCAUGGGCACCACUAG